AUGGAGCUGGUUGUGCGAUGGAUGGAGUGUGUUCUCUGCAUUUUCACUCUGGUAAACCAGCAUAUGAGAUACACGGCGUAUGUGCGCGUGUUCGUGGCAGACGUGAACGAUAACGCACCUCAGUUUGAGAAACCUGUGUAUGAAGUGAGCGUGGAGGAGGACCAGGAGGUGGGCUUUUCCCUCAUCACGGUGACGGCCACCGACCAGGACGAUGGAGCGAAUGCUAAGCUGCGGUAUCAGCUUUCGUCUGGGACCAGCCUGGCUCGGGACCCGGCUCUGGGCUGGUUUGGCGUGGAUCCUCAGGUGGGACGGGUCUUCGUGGCACAGAACCUGGACUUUGAGACGCAGCAGCGUCUGGAGCUGCGGCUGGUGGCGUCUGACGGGAAGUGGGCCAACGACACGCUGCUGAUCAUCACCAUCAUCAACCGCAACGACGAGGCUCCGGUGUUCAGCCAGGCCCUGUACCAGGCCUCUGUGCUGGAGGAGAGCGCAACACUGCCACUGCUGCUGCUGCAGGUGUCAGCCGUGGACCCAGACCUGAACUCGGACCAGUCCCAGCUGCGGUACUCGCUCCACGGUCAGGGAUCUGGAGGAGAGUUCUCCAUCAACGCCCACACAGGCUCCAUCCACGCUCUGCGGCGCCUGGACCGAGAGCAGCGCCCCGUCUGGAGGUUCCUGGUCCUGGCCACAGAUGAGGGAGGCGCAGGACUCACUGGUUUCGCAGACGUGGUUUUAGAAGUUAAGGACGUAAACGACAACGCGCCCUUCUUUCCGUGCGGCGCCUUGGAGGAGGACGGCUGCUUUGUGGGUCAGGUGGCGGAGAACUCUCCCGCCGACACCUCGGUGAUGGAGAUGCGAGCCACAGACCUGGACGACCCCAACGAGGGCUCCAACGCCGCCAUCCGCUACAGCAUCCUGCACAACGUCCACAACCACCUCAACCUCCAGCUGUUCGCCAUCAACGCCAGCACGGGCGCCAUCAGCACGGUGCUGCGCUCUCUGGACCGGGAGCAGCAGCAGCGUCUCCUGGUGGUGGUGGAGGCGCGGGACGGCGGCGGGCUCAGAGGCACGGCCACCGCCACCAUCCUGGUGACCGACGUGAACGACCACGCUCCAGUGUUCACGCAGGACUCUUACUCUGCUCAGGUGUGGGAGGACCUGGAGCUGAACAGUGAGGUCCUGGUGGUGUCGGCCACAGACGCCGACGCGGGUCCGAACGCUGCCGUGACCUUCAGCGUGGUGGACGGAGACCCUGAGCGCAGGUUCUUCAUGGAAACCAACAGGACGAGUGGGCGAGGCGUCCUCAAACUCAGGAAGACGGUGGAUUAUGAGAGAGAGCAGGACAGGAGCUUUAACCUGACGCUGAAGGCAGAAGACCCGGAUCUGUACUCGCUCACAUACGCCAGCAUAAAGGUCCGUGACGCUAACGACAACGCGCCACUCUUCCUGCCACAGUUUUACGAAGCCUCCCCCAUUUACGAGGAUUCUCCCCUGGGCUCCAUCGUGGCCCAGGUCACUGCCUCAGACCUGGACUCGGGACAAAACGGACGCUUUUCUUUCUACAUCGCCGCAGAGUCCGAUCCGUACGCUCAGUUCUCCGUCGAUGAGUCUGGGCGCGUGGUGCUAGCGUCUCUAUUGGACCGAGAGAGAGUCUGCCAACACCGCAUUGUCGUUUUGGCUAAAGACAUGGGAGAGCCAGCGCUAACCGGCUCCGCUAUCGUCAUGCUAACGGUUCUGGACGUCAACGAUAACGCCCCAGAGUUUGAGGUGGAUUACCGGCCGAUAGUUUGGGAAAACACAGGCGCUCCGCAGGUCGUAAGGAUGAACAGUUCGUCGGUGUUGCUUCACGUCAAAGACCGGGACGCGGGGGAAAAUGGCGGCCCGUUCAGGCUGCGGAUGCUACGGCUAACGACGGACGCGGACAGCUUCAACCUGACGGAUCUCCGUAACGGCAGCGCGGUGCUAACGGCGCUGCGCAUGUUUGACCGGGAGCGGCAGAGUGAGUACGAGCUGGCGGUGGUCAUGGAGGACAGCGGCGUGCCCUCCCUCAGCGCCACACACACACUCACCGUGACCGUCGGCGACCGCAACGACAACCCGCACCAGCCCGCACUCACCACCUUCAUGGUCUACAACUACGAUGGCCUCCUCCCCAACACAGUCCUGGGGAAAGUCCAGGCUCCGGACCCCGACGAUUGGGGACAUAAGCACUACAGCCUCCAGGGAACCCCAGCCAGGAUGUUCAGUCUGAACCAGAGCUCUGGGGUCCUGUCCAUCUCUGAGGCCACGCCCCCUGGCUCGUACCUUCUCCAUGUGGGCGUGUCCGAUGGCACCUGGCCUGACGUGAGCUGCAGUGUGAGGGUGGAUGUCCGAGAGCUCCCCCCAGAGGCUCUGAGCAGCGCUGCAGCUAUCCGCAUUCUCAAUGUAACGCAGGAGCAGCUGUUUAGCCCAGUCCUGGACCAGAGCCUGUUUUCCCGGGUGAGCGUAGCCGUGUGCGACCUGCUUCAGCUGCCCCCCCACCACGUGCACGUCUUCUCCCUGUCUCAGGCCUCCGUCUCUGGGCACAGCGCUGUGGACCUGUGGCUGUCUGCACGGGGAGAGGCCUACAUCAGACCAGAGAAGAUACUGGGGUACAUCAGUGCACACCAGGCCAGGCUGGAGUCGUCUCUGGGCGUGUCUCUGUCUGCUGUGGACGCCUGCUCGCCCUCCCCCUGCUCCUCCUCCACCUCCUGCAGCACAGAGGUGGACUUCAGCCUGCAGCCAGAGCCCCUGGGAUCGGGCCCCGUGGUCCUGGUGUCGCUAAGGCCCUCAGUGAAGGCUCGUUGUGGCUGCAGAUCCAGAGAGCUCACCUACUCCUCCUGCUCCUCCCUCCACAGUAACCCCUGUCUGAACGGGGGCACCUGCUCUGACGGGCCCCUGGGAUUCAGGUGUGUGUGCCCCCCUCUCCUGGACGGCCCUCGCUGUGAGCAGACCUCCAUCACGUUUGGAGGGUCGGGGUUCUCCUGGCUCCCCCCCCUCAGCCUCUGCGCCUCCUCUCUGCUCUCUCUGGAGUUCGUGCUGGAGUCGUCUGGGCUGCUGCUGUACCAGGGGCCCCUCACUGCAGCUCAUGGGCCUCUCACUGCUGCUCAGGGGCCCCUCACUGCAGCUCAGGAGCAGGGCCUGGCCUUCAUCGCUUUAGAGCUGAUUGAUGGAGUGGCAGUCCUCAGUCUGGACCUGGGAUCCGGGCCCCUGACUCUGGCUCUGCCCUCAGAGUCUGCUGUAACAGACCGACACUGGCACCGGCUGGAGGUCCUCAUACAGGAACAGUCCGUGGAGCUGAUCCUGGAUCAGUGCAGACCUGGGGACCCGAGCUGCAGAGCAAAGGGCCUCCUCCCUCCAGGACACAGAUGGCUGGACAUGUGGUACCCCCUGCAGGUGGGAGGAGUGAAGCAUUUUUCUCCUCUGCUCAAAUACAGAAGCUUCAGCGGCUGCCUCCGCAACCUGGGGCUGGAUUCACAGGUGUAUGAUUUGGCGUCUCCAGGGGACAGUGUGGACGCGUCCCCUGGAUGCAGACUUACAGACGGAGUGUGUGUGUCCCCUGGAGGUCCCACCUGUGGUCCUCACGCCUCCUGUGUGUCACAGUGGGGGUCCUUCAGCUGUCACUGCCACCCAGGCUUCAGAGGACACCAGUGUGAGACAGAGGCCCCAGAGUUCUCCCUGGACGGGGAUAGUGUGGUGCGUCUUCAGCCCAGAGCAGGAGCUGAUCCCAGGAAAACAUCUGUCCAACUGCUGCUGAGGACGAGGGAGAAGGAGGGAGUCGUCCUGAGGGUGGAGGAGGCGGAGACCGGACUGUACCUGUGUGUGGAGCUCAGAGGAGGCCUCCUGUCAGUGCGCUCAGACCUGGGAGGUGGAGCAGAGAGUCUGCUGCUGCCUGGUCUUAGAGUGGACCUGGGGGAGUGGAUCCAGGUCAACCUGCUCCGCUACGACACCCACCUCACUCUGAGCCUGGAGAGAGGAGGAGGCAGCAGGGAGGUGCAGAGGCGGCUGCCAGAUGGAGGCCAUGGAGGAGGUCAUGGAGGAGUGGAGAUGAACCAGGUCACUGUGACAGUGGGACGACCAGACAACAGCAGUGCAGGCUUUCAGGGCUGCCUGAAGGACGUGCGCUUCAAUGGUCUCCUUCUGCCCCUGGGCGGCCGCGGCUCCGAGGGCGUGGCUGUUCUGCAGGAGAGGGGCGUGUCCUUAGGCUGCACCAGUGACGCCUGUGCUUCAGCUCCAUGUCCCAGAUCUCUGCGCUGUGUGGACCAGUGGAGGAGACACCAGUGCAGAUGCCCCGGCUCCCAGAUGUUGCUGUCAGACUCUGGUGGUGAGCGCUGUGUCCCGUCCCCGUGCAGAGCCUGGUCCUGUGGUCAGGGGGGGGUGUGUCAGCCUCUGUCUGCAGAGCACUUCCUGUGUGUGUGUGGGGGGGGGCUCCGGGGGCCUCGCUGUGAACUGGGGGCUCUGAGAGCGCGGAGAACCUCAGGUCUGAGUCCCAGCUCCAUCCUGGCUAUCAGCAUGUGUCUGCUGCUGUUCCUGGGGGUGCUGGUGGCUGUGACCGUGUGGAACCAGAAGGGCAGCAGGAACAAGUUCAGGAGGAGAGGAGUGUAUCACAUGCCCACGCAGCAGGAGAGCUGGGAGGACGUCCGCGAGAACAUCCUCAACUACAACGAGGAGGGCGGCGGCGAGCAAGACCAGAACGGGUACGACAUGUCGGAGCUGAAGCGUCCCGUCUGCUCCAGUCUGUCUCAGUCCUCCUCCUGCACCACUGCUCCUCUGCUGCACUCCUCCCCUGGGUCACAGGAGGAGGUGCACCACAGCGCCCCCUACAGACCGCACCGACUCCACUCUGUGUGCGGAGACCUGUGCUCAGAGCCCGAUCCUAGUCCGAGCCAGGUCUGGACCCGGGUGUACAGGCGACAUGUGGACUUCCGCAGCUACGUGUCUCGGAUCCUGUGGGAGGCCGACCACCAGGGGGCGGCCUUCCCGCCGGACUCUCUGCACGUGUGGAGCGUGGAGGGCAGCGGGUCCAGCGCCGGCAGCCUGAGCUCGCUGGGGUCGGGCCUGAGUGCGGGGGAGGAGCCAGGCCCUGGGAACCGACCGCUCUGA
Knipowitschia caucasica is the source of this 5121-nucleotide messenger RNA. Lineage: Eukaryota; Metazoa; Chordata; Actinopteri; Gobiiformes; Gobiidae. The record is from the annotation of a GenBank genome assembly.